Messenger RNA from Rhipicephalus microplus (southern cattle tick), 309 nucleotides. RefSeq lists its product as uncharacterized. NCBI's taxonomy places the organism in Eukaryota, Metazoa, Arthropoda, Arachnida, Ixodida, Ixodidae. The record is from RefSeq and is a predicted model, not a curated record.
AUGGCACACGGCUCACGAUCGCGGGAGCUUGGCGGCAUUGCUCAAGGGAACAAGAUGAACAUCCCCAACAAGUUCCCUAGCAAGCCGAUCAGGCCUCGCGUCGGUCCCGUAGGCUACAUCGUCGCCAUGGAAGGCCAAGCCCAAGUUCAGGGUGGCGGUGGCGGAGGAGGCGGUGGCGGUUUCGGUGGUGGCUUUGGCGGCGGCGCCGGAGGUGGUUUCGGAGGCGGUGGCGGCGGCGGCGGUCACGAAGUCUACGAGGUCAAGGCCGUAUCCAGCGGAGGCGGUGGAGGCGGCGGAUUCGGAGGGUGA